UGUCAGUCUGUGGGUUUGUCUAUCAGUUUGAUCCUAUUUAGAAACAUGUGUUUUAUUUGGGGUUAUUCUAUUAAUAAAUAGUUACGAAAAUUAUUUCGGAUAUUUUAAAACGAGAAUUGAAUUAUUCAGCAAGUAUUGUAGAUAUUACAUAAAUGGAAUGAGAAUAAUUUAAAUGAAACAGAAGAGAAUAUAUUUCGAUAGUGUAAAGCCUGCCACAUAAAACCAAAUUAUAUGAUAUUAAUUACUAUUAACGUUUUAUCAUACGCAUGGAGUGUUCUUAAAUUCUUCUUACUAAGAAAGUUUAUUUACAUGAAAUACAAUAAAUAAUAUAUCUACUUUUUAAAAUUAUCCUUUAAAAUGGCCUUAAAUUGUUUUUCCAAGCUUUUGAAACGAAGAGAUUUAUGUAGAUAUCUAUUACAAAAUGAUAUAAAACAGUAUUCCAACAGUACAGUGUUUACUACCAAAAUAAUUAAUGGGAAAUUGCCAUUUGAAAAUCUGCAGAAAGGUUUAUUUCACACCCCAUUAAGAUUACUUUUUACCUCUAGAUUUUAUUCCAUUAAAACUGCUCAUGUUGAUGACGAUAAUUACCGUAAUGAGCACAACAUUACUGUUAUCGGACAAGAUAUUCCAAGUCCAUAUAUUGAUAUUGAAAAUAGUCAAUUUCCAGAUUAUAUAAAACAAUUUUUAAAUAAACAAGGAAUUGAGAAACCUACUAUCAUACAAUCUCAAAGUUGGCCAGUAGCACUGAGUGGUCAGAAUUUUGUUGGUAUUGCCCAAACUGGUACAGGUAAAACUCUUGCCUAUCUUUUGCCAGCUGUAGUACAUAUUAAAGAGAAACAAGGUAGGAAAGGAUUGGGACCAAGAGCACUUGUUCUGGCUCCAACUAGAGAGUUGGCUCGUCAGAUAGAACAUGUGGCAAAAGAUUUUGCAAAGUUAUUGAAUAUUCGAUGUGUUUGUAUAUAUGGAGGAGCUCAUAGAGGCAGGCAAGCUGAAUUAUUGCAAUCUGGAGUCGAUAUUGUAAUAGCUACACCUGGAAGACUGAAUGAUUUUUUAAAAAGUAAUACUACAAAUCUUAGUAGAUGCACAUAUGUUGUGCUUGAUGAGGCAGACAGGAUGUUGGAUAUGGGUUUUGAACCACAGAUCCGGAUGGCUCUGAAUGGUGUACCUCUUGAGAGACAGAUACUGAUGUUCUCUGCAACUUGGCCAAAAGAAGUGCGGCAUUUAGCUAAGGAUUAUUUGGGAGAAUAUGUACAGGUAAAUGUGGGUUCUACAGAAUUGUCAGCUAAUCAUAAUAUUGAACAGAAGAUUCACAUUUGCCUACAGGAGGACAAAAUGAAAAUAUUGAAUUCAAUAAUGCACAGUAUAUCUGGUGAUGGAUUUGGAAAACUUUUGGUAUUUGCUAAUACAAAGAAGUUUGUUGAUAUGUUGUCAUUAGCACUUAAAAGGAACGGUUGGCCUGCAGUUGGCAUCCAUGGUGAUAAAACUCAGCUUCAGAGGGAUACAAUCAUCAAUAAAUUCAAAAGAGGCAAUGCUAAUAUUUUAGUAGCCACCGAUGUUGCUGCAAGAGGGUUAGAUGUGGAUGGUAUAACUCAUGUAAUUAACUACGAUUUCCCGAACACAUCUGAGGAUUACAUUCAUCGUAUAGGGAGGACAGGCCGGAAUCAGAACAAGGGCGUGGCUCACACGAUGCUUACCAAUGAUGAUGCACGGCAGGCGCAAAAUUUAAUAGCUGUAUUGAAAGAAGCUAAUCAGAAUGUUCCAAAAGAAUUGGAAGAUUUGUCGCGAAGUUAUAGCGAGGAUAAAGCACAGCAACAACAAGCAAAGUACAAAUCAAAACAAUAUAGCUGGAAUUCAAAUAGGAGAUUCAAUAAAUAUCGUUCAUCUAGCAAGCCAAGCAACUAUAGUAAUAACUAUAGAUAUUAACAAAUUCUUUAGCCGAUUUUUUAUAAUAUAGAUAAUUAACAAAUUCUUUAGAUGGCGUUUAAUUAUGUAUAAAUGGCAAAUGUAAUCGGAUAAUAUAAUAUCUAUUCGAAUUUGUUACUUUGAUUUAAAGUUAUUUUAAAAAUUCUGUAAAGUAAAAAUAUGUUUCAGUUACAGGCUUUAUAAUUACAGUUUAAAUUGAUGAUUAGAACUGAAAUUUAUUAUAAUAUUCAAUCUUACUUUCAGGCUCAUUGGUAGAGCUAAGCUGAUUAUUAUUAAUUUAAUAAUACAGUACAGUAUAGUAUCAGUGAAAUGUGUUAUACUUUGUGUUGAUCUCCUAGUAUUUUAUCUUUGUAACAAUAUUAAUUUCAUCAAAAUUAUAUGUAUAUUCUAUACAAACUUAAUAGCGGUAA
This is a messenger RNA of Galleria mellonella (greater wax moth), 2333 nucleotides long. RefSeq names its product ATP-dependent RNA helicase p62-like. The record is from RefSeq and is a predicted model, not a curated record. The transcript has 5 exons. The coding region runs from base 358 to 1923 and encodes 521 amino acids. Gene Ontology annotation, molecular function: ATP binding; RNA binding; RNA helicase activity. Gene Ontology annotation, cellular component: nucleus; ribonucleoprotein complex; cytoplasm. Lineage: Eukaryota; Metazoa; Arthropoda; Insecta; Lepidoptera; Pyralidae.